CUGUAAAAUGCUGUUAUUCUUACAGAUGGAAUUGGCCAAAUUAUGGAGGCUAGAAUAGAACCCCAGAAACUUGGCAUCCGUGCACAACCUCCUGCGCUUACCCUCGUUUAUCGUACUGCCGAUGGGAGGGAGAGGCAGCGCACAAUGCCAAUCAGGUUUUUGAACAAAUAUGGGACUGUGGAGAAAGUUUUAAAGGAGCUGAAGGAAAGACAUAAAGAACAUCUGGAAAAGGUUCCAGAUCUGAGAUUGGAGAAGAUGCUGAGGAUUUUGCAAGAAUCCCAAAAGGGUCGAAGCAUAGAUGAGGCUGUGUCUAAUAUAAGUAAAGACUAUGAUCUGGAUCCAAAUCAGGACCUGAAUAAGUUGAAUGAUGAACAGCUGAACAGAAAGAAGAAGAUAAUGGACGACACUUUCCAGAAAAAUCAGUUGAAGCCAGGUGAUCCAGGCUAUGAAUAUGACAAGCAGGUAGACUUUGACACUGCAGAGAAGCUAGAAGCUGGCUGGGAUUCUUCUGAAGAGGACUUUUGGUCUUAGCACAAGCAUGAAACACUGCCAGUAGGUAGCUGAGUCGUGUCGGAACGGCUGAGAAUUUUCUCGAAUAUCAUUCCUGACAGUCAAUAUAAGCGACUAUUUUCAGCUGUUGUCAACGCCAUUUUUCUUAGUUAUUUCCAUUUUAUGAAGCGUCAAAAUAAUGUAUCGUGGUAUUGAUAUCUGCGCACUGAUAUAUCCAUAUCCAGUCAACUUUUGUAAAGCUUUAUUUGGUAGUAAUAUUUAAUUCUGAACUCCAGUGUCAGCAUUAUUUUGGAGUAUUAAGACAAAACAUCCUCAAAAGAUAAACAAAAGUUUGAUUCACAUGCUAUCACCGAUAGCUUACACGUAUAUCUUAACAUGUAUAUUAAAUGUA
Molecule: messenger RNA, 901 nt
Organism: Penaeus indicus
Lineage: Eukaryota; Metazoa; Arthropoda; Malacostraca; Decapoda; Penaeidae
Product: centrosomal protein of 19 kDa-like
Exons: 4
Coding region: 43-531 (162 amino acids)
Biological process (GO): trans-Golgi to periciliary membrane compartment transport; microtubule anchoring at centrosome
Cellular component (GO): centrosome; centriole; ciliary basal body
Source: RefSeq, a predicted model, not a curated record